UAGUUUUGUUUAUCAACGACGGUGACCGGCGAUACCAGAGCAGCUUUGUCGAUUAUUCCGACAGUUGAAAUGAAGUGAUGUCGGCGUCGAGGACGGUGGAUUGGCAAUGGGAGAACGCCACGGCUGGCGCCGCCGCAGGGCUCGCAACCGUUGCUUUCUCGCACCCUCUCGACGUUGUUCGUACUAGGUUUCAAGUUAGCGAUGGCCGAACUUCAAUUCUUCCGACAUAUAGAAGCACUCCUCAAGCUCUCUUCACUAUAGCUCGUACGGAGGGUCUUAGAGGGCUUUAUGCUGGGUUUUAUCCUGCUGUUCUUGGAUCAACUGUUUCCUGGGGUUUGUACUUCUUCUUCUAUGGUAAAGCCAAAAGUAGAUACCUAAGGAGCAGGGAAGAGCUUGGUCCUGGUCUUCAUCUUGCUUCAGCAGCAGAAGCAGGUGCUUUGGUCUGCUUAUUUACAAAUCCUCUUUGGCUUGUGAAAACAAGAUUGCAGCUUCAGACUCCUCUUCAUCAAGUGCGGCCAUAUGCUGGUUUUCAUGAUGCUUUAAUAACAAUAAUGAAAGAGGAAGGAUGGAGUGCACUCUAUAGAGGAAUCGUGCCUGGUCUCUUUCUGCAGGUUACUCAUGGAGCAAUUCAGUUCACAGCCUAUGAGGAACUACGCAGACAUCUUGUUAGCUUUAGAUCAAAGGAUCGUGAAGAGGAUUAUGGAGGUGUUGAAAUGCUAAACUCAAUUGAUUAUGCUGCAUUGGGGGCCUCUUCCAAACUGUCAGCUAUGAUUGUAACUUAUCCAUUUCAGGUUAUUAGAUCUCGAUUACAGCAACGACCAAGUAAAGAUGGAACUCAGAGAUAUGUGGAUAGCUGGCAUGUUUUGAAGGAAACUGUAAAGUUUGAGGGGUUGAGAGGUUUUUACAGAGGAAUAACGGCGAAUAUGCUAAAAAAUGUCCCUGCAUCUUCAAUAACAUUUAUUGUGUAUGAGAAUGUCCUUAACAUGCUGAAACUGAGAAAGAUUGAUUGACAUUUUUGUCCACAUCUUUUUUUUUUUGAGAGAGAUUUUGGUUAGCACAUUGAUGUUCAUUUGCCCUAAUAUUCAUUUAUAAUGUCCAAAUAUUUAUUUUUAGGAGAAAUUUAGCAUUUUAUUUUGUAUUUUGAACAUCCUCUCUAUUUUGAUUUUGUAGUGAAUGUGGACAUCUCUUUUACUGUCCCUUGGUAAUGUAAAUGUUAUGUGUUGAAAUUUGAAAUGCACAAGUUUUAUAAUCA
Impatiens glandulifera is the source of this 1252-nucleotide messenger RNA. Its product is annotated as folate transporter 1, chloroplastic. Gene Ontology annotation, molecular function: folic acid transmembrane transporter activity; FAD transmembrane transporter activity. Gene Ontology annotation, biological process: folate import into mitochondrion; nucleotide transport. Bases 78 to 1010 code for a protein of 310 amino acids. The record is from RefSeq and is a predicted model, not a curated record. The transcript is spliced from 11 exons. NCBI's taxonomy places the organism in Eukaryota, Viridiplantae, Streptophyta, Magnoliopsida, Ericales, Balsaminaceae.